AUGAGCUCUGCACGGGUGGAACUUUCGUCGACCAGCGUUGCUGUCGGUGCAAUCAUCGUCAAGAAGGAGGAACCGUCCAGUACUACUGGUCCUACACAAGCUGAAGGAGAGGAAAAUCAGCCUCAAAUAGAAGUCAUACCUUGUAAGGUAUGCGGUGACAAAUCAUCCGGUGUCCAUUAUGGUGUAAUUACCUGUGAAGGAUGUAAGGGAUUCUUCCGAAGGAGCCAGUCAUCGGUCACGAACUAUCAAUGUCCGCGGCAGAAAAACUGCACAGUUGAUAGGGUGAAUCGCAAUCGCUGUCAGUAUUGUCGAUUAAAAAAGUGUAUGGAAUUGGGUAUGAGCAGAGACGCUGUGAAAUUUGGACGGAUGAGUAAAAAACAACGAGAGAAGGUGGAGGAUGAGGUACGGUUACAUAAACAAAUGCAAGAGGCUACUGGAAUUCCUUACAUGUACGGAGAAUACUCCCCUCCAUCACAGCCGUCAAGCUACGCUGCUCCUGGGUAAGU
Messenger RNA from Strongylus vulgaris, 506 nucleotides. The record is from the annotation of a GenBank genome assembly. NCBI's taxonomy places the organism in Eukaryota, Metazoa, Nematoda, Chromadorea, Rhabditida, Strongylidae.